Neltuma alba is the source of this 1427-nucleotide messenger RNA. Its product is annotated as protein TIFY 10A. Gene Ontology annotation, biological process: regulation of defense response; regulation of jasmonic acid mediated signaling pathway; response to wounding. NCBI's taxonomy places the organism in Eukaryota, Viridiplantae, Streptophyta, Magnoliopsida, Fabales, Fabaceae. Gene Ontology annotation, cellular component: nucleus. The transcript has 5 exons. The record is from RefSeq and is a predicted model, not a curated record. The coding region runs from base 184 to 891 and encodes 235 amino acids.
UCAGGAAACCGCCCGCCUCUUAUAUAUGUUCUUCCCCUCCUCUUCCUCUCACACUAUUCAACCAUAAAUUAAAGCUUCUUUCAUCUUCAAACAUCAUUGCCAUUACUGGUUAUCUCUAUUGUCGCCAACGAUUGUCAAAGCUCUUUUAUCCUGUCUUGAGAAUUUUUGUGGGUUUUGAUAAGAAUGUCGACUUUUUCUGAUACGGUGAUGGAUGGCCGGAGGGUCGGCAAGCCGGCCGAGAGGUCCAAUUUCUCCCAGACUUGCAAUCUCAUAAGCCAGUUCCUGAAGGAGAAGCGUAGUUCUGGUGCUAUGAGCCUUGGAAUGUGCGGGAAAGUUGAACCCAAAGGGAAUCCAACUACUACGCUGGACUUGUUAACAUCCCUGGAAAAAUCUGAUGAUGCGUCGAAACAAAGUCCUUCAGCUAUAGAUUUUCUUCCCCAGCUUGCAGAAAACCAGUCUGUUAUUAGGUCACAGACCAAGGCAGAGCCUAAAACUCCCCAAAUGGCAAUAUUUUACUCCGGUAAGGUAUUGGCAUUUGACGAUUUUCCGCCAGAGAAGGCGACGGAGAUCAUGGAGCUAGCCACCAAGUUAAGCUGUGAUAAUUCUAGGAUCAGCAAAAACACCCCAGGUGUUUCUGCAGCUCUUGAAAAUAUCAACGAGGUUAAGGUGCCUCAAACAAGCACAUCCAAAGAAGUUUCUCGUCCAGGCUCUCUCGCUUCUGGUUCAGAUAUGAGGUAUCCGAGGAGAGCUUCGCUUUUAAAAUUUCUGGAGAAAAGAAAAGAAAGGGUCGUUGCAAGAGGACCAUAUCAUAUGAACCCUCAGCACGAAGGAGGCAGAUCUGGAGGCCACCCUGAAGAACAAUCUUGCGAACCUUUUGACCUUAACUUAUAGUGCUUUUAUCUCAUCACUUUUGGUUGAUAGGAUAGAAACAAAAGAAAUCAUAAUACGACCCUUUGUUUCAAGGAUCGACAACUCACUGAUAUUGUAGGUGUUUUACUUGUAAUUUUCCCCCAAGUUUCCAUACGUAAAUACAGAAUAUUUGUACUUGUUAUUCUUCAAUAUAUUAUGCAGUAGUGCCAAAGAAAAUUGUUUAUUUGCUCUGUCAGGGCAUCUAAGGUUUAUUCUAAGAUUUCCGAUAUGAUACCUUUACCUUUGAUUGCAUCUGCAAUCUUGUAAUCAAGGCGAACUCAUGUUGCAACUAAAGCCUCGGCUUCUCUUGUUCAUCCUUGCAAACAGUCUUUGGUGAAGAUGACCUUCAGAUGCAGACUUUCCUUCUUCAUCAUCACAUCGAGCCAAUCGAAUUGCAUUAAAAACAGCAUGUGUACUUGGUUUGCAGGUUCAUCAAUUUAGCAUAGGCUCUCCAAUCCUUGUUUUGGUUGUCUCUUUCUUCAACCUUGGAAUAUAAUCUUCUUGCAUGAUUCCAGUGA